Messenger RNA from Abrus precatorius (Indian licorice), 3809 nucleotides. Its product is annotated as probable sucrose-phosphate synthase 2. The transcript has 13 exons. The record is from RefSeq and is a predicted model, not a curated record. Bases 458 to 3661 code for a protein of 1067 amino acids. Gene Ontology annotation, molecular function: sucrose synthase activity; sucrose-phosphate synthase activity. Gene Ontology annotation, biological process: sucrose metabolic process. NCBI's taxonomy places the organism in Eukaryota, Viridiplantae, Streptophyta, Magnoliopsida, Fabales, Fabaceae.
AAAGAAAGAUGCAGGUUUAUGGGAAGCACAAGGGAUGGCAACAAGAAGGUUGCAUUGGGAAGCGCAAAAAAAUUGAAAAUGUGUAGAUUGAUUAUUUAAACAACAAGAGACAACGUACACAACAAACAAAUAUGAACAAAGAAUGAAGAAUAUGCGGCUCACCAUUCCCUAUCAUGUGGUUCUCUCUCUCUCUCUCUUCUUCUCCUUCUAUCUUCCACCCUUUUAACAUGUCUCAUUACUCAACUCUUCCUUCCAACACAACCUAGAUCUUUGCACCUUUAAUACCAUAAUUCAUACAGUUACCUACUUCUGCAAAGAAACAUCUUUUCAUUAAAUUUUCUUUCACUUCCCUAUAUUACAUAAGCACGUGGACAAGAUUAAUGUUCAUGAUUUCCCGCGUAAAAUUCAUGAACUAAGAUAGUGUUACAUACAAACCAAAGAACCUAUUUGUAUCCUUAUGGCUGGAAAUGAAUGGAUUAAUGGGUACCUUGAGGCUAUACUAUCCACUGGAGCUGCCACUGUUGAUGAGCAAAAGAAGGUGGCUCCGAGAGAAAGUGGACAUUUUAAUCCCACCAAGUACUUUGUGGAAGAGGUGGUGACUAGUGUUGAUGAAUCUGAUCUACACCGCACAUGGAUCAAGGUGGUUGCCACUCGUAACACUAGGGAACGUAGUUCAAGGUUAGAGAACAUGUGCUGGCGCAUUUGGCAUCUUGCCCGAAAGAAGAAGCAGUUGGAAGGGGAGGAACUGCAGAGAUUAGCAAACAGAAGAUGGGAGAGAGAACAAGGACGCAGAGAUGUAACGGAGGACAUGUCUGAGGAAUUGUCAGAAGGGGAAAAAGGGGAUGGUAUUGGAGAGAUGAUACAAAUUGAUGAGACAGCAAAGAAAAAUUUCCUUAGGCAGAUUUCCAACUUGGAAGUAUGGUCUGAUGACAAAAAGGAGAAGAAGCUUUACAUUGUCCUCUUGAGCUUGCAUGGCUUGGUUCGAGGAGAAAACAUGGAACUUGGUCGAGAUUCUGAUACUGGUGGACAAAUUAAAUAUGUGGUAGAACUUGCUCGUGCAUUGGCAAAUAUGCCCGGAGUGUAUAGAGUAGAUCUCUUCACACGCCAAAUCUCAUCUCAAGAAAUUGAUUGGAGCUAUGGAGAGCCAACAGAAAUGCUAACCGCAGAGCCAGAUGAUGAUGAUAACAUUGGAGAAAGUAGUGGUGCAUACAUCAUAAGAAUACCCUUUGGUCCACGUGAUAAAUAUCUCCCAAAAGAACUUCUUUGGCCAUAUGUUCAAGAAUUUGUAGAUGGAGCAUUAGCUCACAUUCUCAAUAUGUCAAAAGUAUUGGGAGAACAAGUUGGUGGGGGUCAACCUGUUUGGCCUUAUGUAAUUCACGGACAUUAUGCUGAUGCUGGAGAUAGUGCUGCACUUCUUUCAGGUGCUUUGAAUGUUCCGAUGGUACUCACAGGUCAUUCACUUGGAAGAAACAAGCUAGAACAACUUCUUAAGCAAGGGCGUCAAUCAAAAGAGGAUAUCAAUUCAACAUACAAGAUCAUGAGGAGAAUUGAAGCAGAAGAACUUUCCCUAGAUGCUGCUGAACUUGUUAUCACUAGUACAAAACAAGAAAUUGAAGAGCAAUGGGGACUUUAUGAUGGGUUUGAUGUCAAGCUUGAGAAAGUUUUGCGUGCUCGUGUAAGACGUGGUGUCAAUUGUCAUGGUAGAUACAUGCCAAGAAUGGCGGUUAUCCCUCCUGGUAUGGACUUUAGCAAUGUUGUGGUACAAGAAGAUGGCCCUGAAGUUGAUGGGGAGCUCUCACAGAUUACUAAUGGUGCUGAUGGGUCUUCACCAAAAGAUUUACCUCCAAUAUGGUCAGAAGUGAUGCGUUUCUUCACAAAUCCUCAUAAGCCUAUGAUCUUGGCCUUGUCAAGGCCAGAUCCAAAAAAGAACAUAACCACUCUAUUAAAAGCUUUUGGAGAAUGUCCUCCCUUAAGAAAACUAGCUAAUCUUACGCUUAUAAUGGGAAACAGGGAUGACAUAGAUGAAAUGUCAACUGGGAAUGCUAGUGUGCUCACAACAGUGUUGAAAUUGAUCGAUAAGUAUGACCUAUAUGGGCAAGUGGCAUACCCAAAACAUCACAGGCAAUCUGAUGUUCCAGAGAUAUAUAGGUUUGCUGCAAAAACAAAGGGAGUUUUCAUAAAUCCAGCUUUAGUGGAACCAUUUGGUCUUACUUUAAUUGAGGCAGCUGCACAUGGGCUUCCAAUGGUGGCUACUAAAAAUGGAGGGCCUGUGGACAUUCAUAGGGCCCUCAACAAUGGUUUGCUUGUGGACCCUCAUGAUCAGCAAGCAAUUGCCAAUGCAUUGCUGAAGUUGUUGUCAGAGAAAAAUCUAUGGCAUGAGUGUAGGAAAAAUGGUUGGAAGAACAUACACCUUUUUUCAUGGCCUGAACACUGUCGUACUUAUUUGACUAGAGUGGCUGCUUGUAGAAUGAGGCAUCCACAAUGGCAAACUAACACUCCAGAGGAUGAUAAUGUUGUUGAAGAGUCUUUGAAUGAUUCACUUAAGGAUGUGCAAGACAUGUCCCUUAGACUCUCAAUUGAUGGUGAUUUAGCUGCAGCAAGUGGUGGUCUUGAGAUACAAGACCAAGUAAAAAGGGUCCUAAGCAAGAUAAAGAAGUCAGAUUCUAGUCCAAAUCAAGAUGGUGUAAAUAAGAUUAGGAAGCAAGAUUCUGGUUCAAAUGAUGGCGGUGAGAAUGUGUUGCAUGACAAUGUAACUAGCAAAUAUCCUUUAUUGAGGAGAAGACGUAGGCUGAUUGUCAUAGCAAUUGAUUUAUAUGACAAUAAUGGAAUUCCUGAGAAGAAAAUGAUAGAGAUACUGCAAAGGGUAAUUAAAUCUGUUCAACUAGAGCCUCAUACUGCUAGAGUUACAGGAUUUGCACUAUCAACUGCUAUGCCAAUGCUAGAAACAGUAGAGUUUCUUACCUCAGGAAAUGUUCCAGUAAAUGAGUUUGAUGCUUUAAUUUGUAGUAGUGGGAGUGAAGUUUACUACCCUGGUAUUAAUGCAGAAGAAGGAAAGCUUUUGCCUGAUCCAGAUUAUGAGGUGCAUAUUGACUAUCGUUGGGGAUGUGAAGGUUUGAAGAAAACCAUUUGGAAACUUAUGAAUGGUUCUGAGGGUGACGAAAUUUCUAAAAAAGUUUCUAGCCCCAUUGAGGAAGAUGUGAAGUCAAGCAAUGCCCAUUGCAUUUCAUACAAAAUAAAGGAUCUUAGUAAGGCAAAGAAAGUUGAUGACUUGAGGCAAAAGCUUAGGAUGCGAGGAUUACGUUGUCAUCCUAUGUACUGCAGGAGGUUAUCUAGAAUGCAUGUGAUUCCACUUCUUGCAUCUAGAGCCCAGGCACUCAGGUAUCUCUUUGUACGUUGGAGAUUGAAUGUUACAAACAUGUAUGUCAUCCUUGGAGAAGCUGGGGACACUGAUUAUGAGGAAAUGAUUUCUGGAACUCACAAGACCAUAAUCAUGAAAGGAGUGGUGUCUAAAGGUUCAGAAGAAUUAUUUAGAGGUCCAGGAAGCUACCAAAGAGAUGAUAUUGUCCCAAAUGAGAGUCCUCUUGUUGCAUACAUUAGUGACAUAACAGAGGAAAAGAUUGCUAAUACUAUGAAGCAACUCUCAAAAUGUGGAGGAAUCUAAAGUGCUACAAUAUAGUUAUAGUGUAAGUAUAGUUUUCUUUUGCUUUCUCUCCUUUUUUAAAACAAUAAUACAUUUAGCUUGUAACAAAAAAAGUAAUACAUUUACCUUUCCAAAGUACAAAAUCAAAAUUGGAUGUAAUUAUUUGUUA